GAGUCACCUGAAGUCACCUUCAGCACCAGGCUUGACUACGGCACUGUAGACUCCCUACUUGCUAAGCGCUAAUCACUGGCGCCUACAGACGCAAUGACUAACACAUUGUCCUCCGAGUUAGCCCCUAGCACUGACCCUGUAGAGCUAGCCAAUCAGGCUCCGCCUUCAUUUGGGCACGCAAUGCACAAACUCUUUGAGUUUGACCCAUCUUAUGUCAACCUCAACCAUGGUUCAUAUGGUUCAUUACCCAUACCCGUUAGAGUUGCAUGCGAUAAACUUUCCGCUCGCGUCGAAGCCAACCCAGACAGAUUCUUGCGCAUAGAGUGCAUUCACCAUUGGAAUGAGGCUCGGACUCGAGUGGCCAAGUUGAUAGGCGCAGAGACCGAUGAGUGUGUCUUGGUGAAUAAUACGUCACACGGCGUAAAUACGGUUCUCCGCAAUUUCGACUGGAAUGAAGGGGAUAUCAUCAUUGGGACUACCACGACUUAUGGUGCUGUGUCCACAUUCGAUCUUAGCUUCCCUAUCUCACACGCGGAGAUACUGGAGAAUUGGCGAGAACAUCUCCGCCAAGUGACCUCGGAAGGGGGCGAUCUCAAACAGACUCGCAAGGUUGUUGCUGUAAUGGAUGCCAUCGUAUCCAAUCCUGGCGCGCGUCUUCCUUGGAAAGAAAUGGUGGCCAUUUGCAAAGAUGCAGGUGUUUGGUCGGUAGUCGAUGCUGCGCAUGCCAUUGGCCAGGAAGUAGAUAUUAACUUGUCGGAGGCGAAGCCUGACUUUUGGGUAUCAAAUUGUCACAAAUGGCUCUUUGCAAAGAGAGGUUGUGCAGUCCUUUAUGUUCCCAGACGGUAUAUUUCAACCUUGCUCAACUAUCGACGUCUAAUGAGACGUACUAGGAAUCAUCAUGUUAUCAAAUCUCCUUUUCCCACUCCACACACUUAUCACUCACCUGAAGAUGAACACUACAAUGGCCCACAAGAUUUUGUGAAGCUUUUUCAAUGGACAGGAACCAUAGAUUAUAUUCCAUUUCUAAGUAUCAAUGCAGCCUUGGAUUUUAGACAAUGGCUUGGCGGCGAGCACAAGAUAAACGAAUACACUCACAAUCUUGCAAUCGCCGGCGGAAAACAUCUAGCAAGUCUUCUAGGAACCAGCGUAAUGGACCCUGAGGGUGACCUAACUUUGAACAUGGUCAACGUGGAACUGCCCAUUCCUGGCGACAUUAAAUAUUCAGAUGAAGUCAAUUCUCUGCUACUGAAUACAUUAUUGCUUGAGUGGAACACGUACGCCGCUCAUUACUACCACAAUGGGAAAUGGUGGACAAGGUGUAGCGCGCAGGUGUGGAACGAGAUUUCGGAUUUCGAAGUUCUCGCCAAUGCUUUCAAGGAUGCGUGUCAGAAAGUAGUGAAGUUUGCGAAGCAAUAAGUAGUUGGUUCAUCGCGUAGUAGGAAAGUAUUUCCCAAGACAGAGAUCGAACAAAUAUGAUAGAUUCACUGGGAAGUAUGCCAAGAGCCCGUGUAUUAAGUAUACUCGCUGACUAAUUCAUGGGACAUCCCGAAUAUAAUAUGC
Messenger RNA from Suillus discolor, 1560 nucleotides. Its product is annotated as pyridoxal phosphate-dependent transferase. The record is from RefSeq and is a predicted model, not a curated record. The coding region runs from base 94 to 1416 and encodes 440 amino acids. NCBI's taxonomy places the organism in Eukaryota, Fungi, Basidiomycota, Agaricomycetes, Boletales, Suillaceae. The transcript is spliced from 9 exons.